GCGUAAAUUUGAAAAGAGUCAACAUGUCAGUAUAUAAAAUAAACUAUUUCAGUUACGUUGUAUUUAAAUAAAAUUUUUAGCAAUUAAUAGUAAAUUAAUGACAUUUAAAGUGAAAAACUAUAAUAUAUUGGAAUCACAGCAUAUCAGUCUUAAUGACAACAAUUAAAACUAAUGGAACUUUAAGGUUAUGUUGACUUUUCUUCUGUACAGUGUUUUCGACAUUUCCGCACGGAUUAUCAUUAAUUAAAUUAUAUUAUCAAGGAAUAAGCAUCAAAUUCGUUUUCGAGAUUGUUGUUUAAUGGCAAAAAAAGUGUGAAUAAAAGAAGGAUUAGCCUUUCAUUAAUAUUAAAUCAACAAAAAGAGAAAAACAUGAAAGUUCUUAAUGUUGCUGAGAAAAAUGAUGCUGCUAAAAAUAUAGCAAACUGCAUUUCACGUGGUGGUAAUCGAUGGAGAGAUGGUUUAUCAAAAUUCAAUAAAAUCUACGAAUUCAAUACACAAUUAUGGAAUCAAAAUUGUCAAAUGUUGAUGACAUCGGUGUCGGGUCAUUUAUUAACUUACGAAUUUGUAGGAAAUUAUCGAAAAUGGCACGGAUGUCAUCCUUUAAGUUUAUUUGAGGCUCCAGUUGUAAAAAAUUGUCCCGAUGAUUUUAUUAAAAUUAAACAAACACUGGAGAGAGAAGUGAAAAGUUGUAAUGCUCUUAUCAUUUGGACUGAUUGUGAUAGAGAAGGAGAAAAUAUAGGUUUUGAAAUAAUUAAAGUAUGCACUGCCAUUAAACCCAAUAUUAGGGUCUACAGGGCAAAAUUUUCUGAAAUAACAAAUCAAUCGAUAAGCAGAGCUCUUGCAACUCUCGGCGAGCCAAAUAAAGCAGUUAGUGAUGCUGUUGACGUGAGAAGUGAAUUAGAUUUAAGAAUAGGGGCUGCAUUUACUAGAUUUCAAACAUUAAGACUUCAAAAAGUAUUUCCUCAAAAAUUAGCAGACAUGUUAAUUAGCUAUGGAAGUUGUCAAUUUCCUACUCUUGGUUUUGUCGUCGAGAGAUUUCUUGCUAUUGAACGAUUUCAGCCGGAAACUUACUGGAAAAUAAAAGUGCUUGACGUGCGAAAUGAUCUUCAUGUUGAAUUUAGAUGGGCGCGAAAUAGACUUUUUGAAAAAUUACCUUGCCAGGUUCUUUUUGAAAUGUGUCAAGAAAAUCCUGUUGCUACUGUUGAAAAAGUAACGAGUAAACCAAAAAGUAAAUGGAGACCAUUGCCUUUGGACACUGUUGAACUCGAGAAAUUAGGAUCACGAAAACUUCGACUUAGUGCAAAAGAAACAAUGCAAGCGGCAGAGAAACUUUAUACUCAGGGUUUCAUUAGUUAUCCACGUACGGAGACAAAUAUUUUUCCCAAGGAAUUAAAUUUACAACCCCUUGUACAACAACAAACAGAGAGUGGAAAUUGGGGUGAUUUCGCUCAACGUGUUUUGCAAGAUGGAAUUAAUCCUCGGCAAGGAAAAAAGAGUGAUCAAGCCCAUCCACCUAUACAUCCAAUUAAAUUUGCCAAUAAUCUUCAUGGAAAUGAAGCAAAAGUGUAUGAGUUUGUUGUGAGGCAUUUUCUCGCAUGUAUUGCCAAAAAUGCCGAAGGUCAAGAGACAAUUGUUGAUAUUGACAUUGCUGGUGAGAAAUUUAUUGCCAAUGGUUUGCAAAUUAUUGCAAAAAAUUAUUUGGACGUUUAUGUUUAUGAAAAAUGGAACGCCAAAGAGAUACAUGCCUAUGAACAGGGACAAAACUUUAGACCGACUAGUAUUGAAAUGCCAGAGGAGAAAACUUCACCACCAAAUUUAUUGACUGAAGCCGAUUUAAUUGCCUUAAUGGAUAAACAUGGAAUUGGCACUGAUGCAACACAUGCUGAACAUAUUGAAACAAUUAAAAAGCGAGAAUACGUUGGUCUUACGGCUAAUCAACAUUUUAUGCCUGGAAAAUUGGGUAUUGGCCUUGUGAUGGGUUAUGACAAAAUGGGCUUUCAAAUGUCCAAACCCAAUCUUAGAGCUGAACUUGAAAAUGAUUUAAAAUUAAUAUGCGAGGGACAAAAGAAUCCAAACGAUGUUCUCACACGGCAAGUAACGAAAUAUCGAGAUGUUUUUAAAAUUGCUCUUGAACGUGCCAAUUUAAUUGACACUUCACUUGCCGAAUAUCUUGACGAUGUUCCAGUGGCUACGGCUGACAUUGAAAUUCCAGAAGUUGCGAUGAAUCCCACUAUUUUGAAAUGUCCCCGAUGUGGUUUCGAUAUGACAUUGAAAGAUCGAAGAAAUCAAGAAGGAAAAUACAUAAGUUGCAUGAAUUUUCCAGCGUGUAGUAACGCUAUUUGGUUACCUUUGGCCGUUGUGAAUGUUGAAGUUCAAGAUCAAAUAUGCAAUCAAUGUCCAGGAGGAAUGCACAAAUUAAAAUUUAAAUUUAAACCUGGAGCAAUGCCACGUUUUGGCGUGGAGUACACGACAUGUAUUGGUGGUUGUGACGAGAUAUUUAAUGACAGUAUGGAUAUAAAAUUAAACAAUGUUCGAAAUACCGGACGAUCAAAUGAUUCAGGUUAUCAAAGUUCGAAUAGCACACAACGAAGUUCUCAAAGUAAUUCGUCUAGUCAGAGAAAUAAUAAUGCCACUAGUAGUACAAAUAAUUCACGAUCAAUGUCACAAGCGAGACAACAACAAAGUCAAGGAAAUUCAAAUAAUACAGUUCAAUUUAGACAACCUGAGAAUACACGACAACAAAAUGGAUGGUCAAGACAAAAUAAUCAAGAAACAAGGACAAAUGUUGGGAUGGUCACGUCAAAUGCAAAUAGUAAUUCAAAUAUUAGUCAAAAUUGGGGUUCUGUAGAUGAUGGUUCAGCAAUUUUAUGUAACUGUCAUAAUCCUGCUAUUCAAUUAACUGUCAGAAAGGAUGGACCAAAUAUAGGUCGACAAUUUUUCAAAUGUGCUCAACCACAAGGAUCGGGUUGUAAUUAUUUUAUGUGGGCAUCCAGUGAUGAAAAUAACAGUACUGGAACUCAACCUCCUCCUUCAGGGGGAAACACGUAUAAUCAAAAUACACAAAAUGACUGGCGUAAUAAUUACAAUGCACCAGGUCCAUCAACAAAUUGGUCAAAUAGUAAUAAUUUGAAUACAUCAGGUGACAAUGUUACUUGCAAUUGUGGUCAACCUGCUAAAAAAUUAACAGUUCAGAAGGAAGGAGUAAAUAAAGGACGACAAUUUUAUGGGUGUCCGAAAGGAAUGCAGAGUACUUGUAAAUUUUUCCAAUGGGCCGACGAAACAAACGCAAAUGCAAGUUACAGAGGAGAUGAUGAUGAUGGAGGCGGUGAUGGAGGAGGAACUUGGGGUGGCGGUAAUAGAGGUGGUGGAAACUGGGGAGGUGGAGAUUGGGGAUCAUCAUCUUCGGGAAGAGGUCGUGGAAGAGGUGGAAAUGCACCUAAAAAACCACGAGCUCCAGGUGCUAAAAGAAAAUGCGGAAUCUGUGGAACUGAAGGUCAUACGAAGAAAACAUGUCCUCGAAAUUCAAGAGAUUGAUGUGUUACACAAGGUACAUUUUUUUUUCAGUAAACAGAAUUUUUUAAAAAAGUUUUAUUCUGAGAAUCGAGUCAUAUUGACAAGUUUUAUUAAACUACACGAAUGAGAAGUUUAAUUAUCACUGUGAUUUCGUUAAAAAUAGUAUACAUUUAAAAUGAUUUUGUGCCUUUCUUAGGUUAAGGAUACACUUUUAACUAUAUUUCAGAUAAUUAAAUUUUUUUUCACUAGUUAAAGAAAAUUGGAUAUUUAUACUAAAAAAGGAAAGAUCACAAAAUAAUUCAAAUUCAUGUAAUAUUUAACAUAAAUUAGUUUAGAGUUUAAUAAGUUACAAUGAAUUAUGAAUUAUUUGUGAUUAUUUUUAAAAUGUACGUAUACUGUAUAUAUAGUAAAAGUGAAAUUAGCUUUUUUAUUUUUGUAAUAAAGUAUUUCAUAAAAUAUAAUAAUUCAUUGAUA
Molecule: messenger RNA, 3987 nt
Organism: Leptopilina boulardi
Lineage: Eukaryota; Metazoa; Arthropoda; Insecta; Hymenoptera; Figitidae
Gene: Top3alpha
Product: DNA topoisomerase 3-alpha
Exons: 12
Coding region: 370-3534 (1054 amino acids)
Biological process (GO): DNA topological change
Cellular component (GO): chromosome; nucleus
Molecular function (GO): zinc ion binding; DNA topoisomerase type I (single strand cut, ATP-independent) activity; DNA binding
Source: RefSeq, a predicted model, not a curated record